CGCCGGAGAAUCCAUUUGCUGUCGAUAGCUAAGCUGCUGAAAGUUGUGUAACAAGGAAAACAAAAGGACACAGCUCGUGGGAGGACUCGUUCAUUCACGUUAUAUAGAGGGUCUGUCCUCAUACGUCCGCCCUCCAAAUCUUUAUUUUGAAUCAUCAUUCAGUAAAAAUGUUCUCACUGUCAACAUCGUUUCAGCCACAGCAGAUGAUAGUGCCCCUCAGCCAGCUCAUCAAUGCCCUCCACUCUCUGAAGAACUCGGCUACAGCUUCAGUCCAGGCCCUGCACAAAGACUUCACUCCAGAGCACAGUUCAUUUCUCAAAGAGCCCACUGUGAGUCUGAGGGACCUUGGCCUUUCGGAUAUCAGGGUGAGUCAGCUGGAUGAGCUGGUCAGCAGGUUACUGCCUAUACCAGGACCAGAAAAACCUCCUGCUGUUCCUUCGACAUGGAGGACGAGUCACAUUUCUGCAGACAGCUUCUUUCACAACAAGCAUGGGUUUUCACACAGAAGGUUGGGGGUUUUUGGUUCCCCAAUAUUCCACAGACAAUACCAUAGUCCUCUAAAAGAAGUUUGCUCACAAGUACAAUUCUUACCUGUAUGGGUCCAGAGUCGGGGUUUCAAGACACUCAGAUCAAAGACCAGACGGAUGGAGUCUGCUUAUGAGGGUCCAGUUGAGACUGAGGCCUACACACCAGCUUUCAUGAAGGGGUUCCUCCAGAGGGACAAGGGACCAGAUGUUCAGUCACUGGACCAAGUGACAAAACAAAAGAACCUUCCAGAAAACCAGCAGGAGGCUUUCAAGACCGGUUUCACUGAGGGCUUCAUGAGGUCUCAGGCCUUUACUCAGAGAACACAAGACUCUCUGAGGAGAACCAGGUUGAUCCUGUUGGUCCUCCUACUCAUUGGUAUUUAUGGCCUGUCAAGAACCCCGUUUCUCUCGGGUAAAGGCUCCUUUUCUGACGCUGUGAGGUUCCGCACCACAUCUGGUCUGGACUCAGCCGUCGACCCCAUCCAGAUGAAGAAUGUGACAUUUGAGCACGUCAAAGGAGUGGAGGAGGCAAAGAAUGAACUACAAGAUGUUGUCGAGUUUCUCAAGAACCCACAGAAGUUUACUGUUCUGGGUGGAAAGCUGCCUAAAGGGAUCCUCCUCAUUGGUCCACCAGGCACGGGAAAGACUCUGUUGGCACGAGCCGUGGCGGGAGAGGCUGAUGUGCCUUUUUACUACGCCUCCGGAUCAGAGUUUGAUGAGAUGUUCGUGGGUGUCGGUGCGGGUCGCAUCAGGAACCUUUUCAAGGAGGCAAAAGCCAACGCUCCCUGUGUCAUCUUCAUCGAUGAGCUGGACAGCGUUGGAGGGAAGAGGAUUGAGUCUCCUAUGCAUCCUUACUCCAGACAAACCAUUAACCAGCUGCUGGCUGAAAUGGAUGGGUUUAAACCAAAUGAAGGAGUCAUUGUCAUUGGUGCUACAAACUUUGCUGAGGCUCUGGAUAACGCUCUGGUAAGACCUGGGAGGUUUGACAUGCAGGUGACGGUACCUCGCCCAGAUGUGAAAGGACGCACUGAAAUUCUCAACUGGUACCUCUCCAAGAUUAAAGUGGACUCUGCCGUGGAAGCGGAGAUUAUUGCCCGGGGCACAGUGGGAUUCUCUGGUGCAGAGCUCGAGAACCUGGUGAACCAGGCAGCCCUGAAGGCGGCCGUGGACGGGAAAGAGAUGGUCACAAUGAAGGACCUGGAGUUCGCUAAGGACAAGAUCCUCAUGGGCCCGGAGCGGAGGAGCGUUGAAAUCGACAAGAAGAAUAAGACCAUCACCGCCUACCACGAGUCCGGCCACGCCAUCGUUGCCUAUUACACCAAAGACGCAAUGCCCAUCAAUAAGGCCACUAUCAUGCCCAGGGGACCAACUCUUGGCCAUGUUUCCAUGCUCCCAGAGAACGACCGCUGGAGUGAAACGAGAGCCCAGCUGCUGGCUCAGAUGGACGUCAGUAUGGGCGGUCGAGUAGCAGAGGAGCUGAUCUUUGGAGACGACUACAUUACCACUGGAGCAUCCAGUGACUUCGACGGUGCAACCAAAAUAGCGAAAAUGAUGGUGACCAGGUUCGGCAUGAGUGACAAGCUCGGCGUCAUGACCUAUGGCGACAUGACCAAGCAGAGCCCCGAGACGCAAGCUGCCGUCGAACAGGAAGUCAGGGUUUUACUGAAGGACUCGUAUGAACGUGCUAAAAACAUCCUGAAGACUUACAGUAAAGAGCAUGAGAAGCUAGCUGACGCCCUGCUAACAUACGAAACUCUGGAUGCCAAAGAGAUCAAGAUGGUGCUGGAGGGCAAAUCACUGGACCACUAGAUACCUCAGUAGACAUUUUAGACUCUUGUAACAUGUAUAUAUAUAUGAAUCUGUGCAAUCAGGCACAGGCCUUUUGGAGGCCUUGUAUUUCAUUUAUUUGUAUCCCCUCUUAUUAUCAACAUGACGAUGACACUGAAAUUAUUGUUUCACCCCCUUUAUAUAAAUUUUUAUCUCAUUAAUUGUCAUUUGUUUUUGAGAUUUCAAACAGAGACUUUUGGUUUCAUAUUGAUAUUUUUUUUUUUUUUUAAAUCACUUCACAGUUAAAUUGAUUAAAAAAAAAAAAACAACAUGUUCAUCACAAGUUUGUCAACUACAAUUCACAAAAGAUGUUUGGGGUUUCGUUAAGGGCAUGUUGUCCGUUACCGUCAAGGCAAAUGACUUCUGAAGCAGUUUUAUGCAUCAGAGUCAUAUUUGCUAUCAAAGCCAGGUUCUAAGACAAAUCAACUGGACACAGAUCAUUGUUAAUUAGUAUGAAAGAUAUUAAUUUCACUUAUGUCUCUAUGUCUCAUUUUAAACUUGUACAGACCAGUGAACACCAUAGGACCUUAAAGUACCUCAAUUUAGAAUGUACCAUUUGGCUGUUGCAAGGUACAGGUGAUAACGCUGUCAAUUGUCAAAUACUUCAUAUUAGAGUUUUUUUUUUCUCUUUAAAUGAUGUAUUUCAGUUACAUUUACCAUAUGCUAUCUAUGUUCUUAUUUAUUUAAGUGCCCAAAGGUGUGUCCUCUUUCUGAAAUUAGCGAUAGGCCCUCACGUCCUAUUCUAAGCUCAUCUGUAACUGAUGAAUGAGGGGAAAAUGUGUAUAUACUGUAAGAGUGUAAAAGGAUUGGCUUUGCGCUUCUGUUUGUUCCUUUAGAAAAAAGGCCUUCUUGAAGCUCAAAUAAAGGUUACUCUUCCUCAUGAA
Seriola dumerili (greater amberjack) is the source of this 3238-nucleotide messenger RNA. RefSeq names its product ATP-dependent zinc metalloprotease YME1L1-like. NCBI's taxonomy places the organism in Eukaryota, Metazoa, Chordata, Actinopteri, Carangiformes, Carangidae. Bases 168 to 2336 code for a protein of 722 amino acids. The transcript has 18 exons. The record is from RefSeq and is a predicted model, not a curated record. Gene Ontology annotation, molecular function: metalloendopeptidase activity; ATP-dependent peptidase activity; ATP hydrolysis activity. Gene Ontology annotation, biological process: mitochondrion organization; protein quality control for misfolded or incompletely synthesized proteins. Gene Ontology annotation, cellular component: mitochondrial inner membrane.